Messenger RNA from Balaenoptera ricei (Rice's whale), 2199 nucleotides. Its product is annotated as collagen alpha-1(I) chain-like. The record is from RefSeq and is a predicted model, not a curated record. Lineage: Eukaryota; Metazoa; Chordata; Mammalia; Artiodactyla; Balaenopteridae. The transcript is spliced from 4 exons. Bases 1 to 2199 code for a protein of 732 amino acids.
AUGGGUGAACAAGAGGACAGCCAACCCACCCUGGGGGGUCACUCAGAGAAGACUGAGGAGGAGCUGCCCUCCAUGUUGCACUCAGUAUGGAACCACUUGCAGUGGGAAAAUCGUUCCAAGUUGACGGACAAUUGCAGAAAGGACGUCCCAAACCCUCGAGCCGGGGCCGUCCGUCCGCGCAGCCUCGGAAGCCCCUCGCCGCGGCCGGGAGGACCGCCGCCGGCCGGGCCGCCGCUUCCUGCCCGCGGGCGGCGCACCCGGACCCCGGGAAGGUGCCGCUCGGGGAAACGUGGCACCGUCUCCAGCCCGCGUCCCGGGCGCUGCCGCGCGGCAGCCGAGCGCUCCAGCGAGCCGGGCCGGGAAGGCGGCGCGGUGGCCGCGCACCGGCCUGCGGGGAGAGCCGCCCGCAGCGCCGGCGCCCGCCCGGGGACGGGAAGUGGCGCCCCGCCCGCCCUCGCGGCCCGCGGCCCCGCAGCCCCGCGCCGCCCCCUUUCUCUCGGCCUCUCCCUCGGCCUCCACACCCCGGCCGAAUUCUUGCAUAAAUUAUGCCAGGCGCGCCUGACGUCAGGUGGCGGCGCGCGGGCGCGGGCGCGGCGAGGAGGGAGCCGGCGGCGGGCGCGCGCGGCCCCGCGGCCUCGGGCGCGCGCAGGCGUGCCGGGCGCGCGCAGGCGCUGGCGAGCGCCGCUGAGGAGGCGGCCCGGGGACCCGGAGACCCUGAAACUCGUCAGAGCCGCGUUCGCCCCCGGCCAACUCCGCGCCCGAGGACUCAGCCCCCUGGCCGCGGCCGCCGAGCCAACUCCGGAGCCCGCUCUGCGUUUUGUUUCCCCCUCGGCACAGGGCAGCGGAGGAGCCCGCCCGCCCGCCCGACCCGGUAAGCGCGAGAGUUCGCCGGGCGCCCCCGGGAGGGGCGGCGGCGGCAGGAAAUCGCUCCGGGCCGGGGCCGGGGCCGCGCGAGGAGUUGGGAGCGAGGAGUUGGGCGUGUGCGGGGCGAGGGGCGAGGGCGGGCGGGGGCCGGGGCCGGCGCUGGAGCGCAGCGCCGCCCGGGCCGUGUCGCCGGCGUCGCCGCCCGCGGGGCCCGAACCCGCGCCCGGAGCGCCGCCCGGCGACCCAACUUUUGCCUGCGUCCGCGGGGCCGGCGGCGGCGGCGGCGCGCGGUCCGGCCGAGGGUCACUUCCUCGCAUAAAAAGGAAGGAGGAAAAGUUGGGCUGCAACUCCAGUGCGAGUGGGCGAUGGGCGCGCGGGCGCGGGGCGGCUGAGCAGCGGAGGCGGCGGCUCGGGGACGGCGGCGACCCCCGCCUCCAGCCCCCGCCCCCCGCCCCGGACCGACCACGCCGCGCUCGCCGGGAGCGGCGGCCGCACCGGCGCGAACAAAGUGCGUUCCUCCUGGCGCGGCGGCGCCGGCCCGCGCGGGGACGGCCACCGGGCGAGGUGGGUCGGCGGCGAGGAAAGUGCGCGGGGCGCCGCGUGGGGCGGGGGCGGCGCGAACACGCGGCGCGGGGGGCGUCCCGAGCCCUGCCUGUGCCGGCCGCGGGCGCGGAGUUGCGAGCCCGGAGCCGGGGGCUCCCGGGGCUCCCCGGCGGCUCCCAAGUGCGCGAGGAGGAGAAGAAAGGGAGCGGGGCCGGGGCGAGCGCGGGGAGGCGCGGCGCGGAGGGGACCCCACCUUGCCGAGCUGGCCGGGCCAACGGCGGCGGCGGCUGCAUAAUAGCGACUUUAAGCCCCCGGAGGCAACUCAGCUCCCCCAUCCCCGAGCCCUCCGGGGGUCAACGCCGGGGGGGGUGUCACCAGGUGGCCCCCGAGGUGGCCCGGGUGCGCUCUGCCCCCGCCGAGAUCCGCCGUUCGGGGCGUGAACGGCCGAGGUGGCUGGAGGCCAGGCGGUCAGCGGGCAGAGGAAGGAGGGCGGUGGGGGACGCGUUGUUUGUUUGGUUGGCACCGGGGGUGCGGGGGCGCGGGCACCCGGUGGGCUGCGGUGCGGGGCGGCCGCGUCGGCGCGGGGCGAGCGCGGCCGGGGGGCGGGGGGAGGGCGGCGGAUCCCGGGCGCGGGGGGGCGGGGGGUCGGGAGGCUCCGGGGAAGGAGCCGCCGGCCCCGAGCAGCCAUCAUUACCGAGCCGCCUUUCUCCGGAUGGCUGUGCCUCGAGGAGCCCCGCGCCGUGGGAGCGCACCCCGAACUCGCGGCCGCCCGCCCGCCCGCCGGCUUUGUGA